AUGGGGGCUGCAAAGAAGAAUAAGAGUAAGAAAAGGAAAGGCGUAGUUGGAUUUGACGAAGAAAUGGUGAAAAAGGAGGACGCCAAGGUCAUAUUGGACCAAACUUUCAACAACAAAGUUAUUGAUAACCCACCCAGUGAGGGUAUAAGAGAGACAGUUGGUAUGAAACAAAUACAAAGAAGGAAAAAAGGCAUCAAAAAUGAUGCUGAAACCAAUGUUAGUACUAUGAAUAACAUGGAAAGUGAAGUUGGUGAAGAAUUUACAAGGAAAAAAAAUAGGAAACAAAAUAAAAAAGUAAAGAAAAGUGAUACUGACUGUGAGGAUGGUUCACCUUCGCAAAAUGGACCUGAACACAAAGCCCCAAAUAAGGUAAAUAAAAAGAAACAUGAUGCAUUCAACAUAGAAAAUGGAGCCACUGAUGAUGUAUCUCCAAAGAAGAAGAGGAAGGAGAUAGAAAACUCUGUACCACAAGAAGAUAAUGAUGUAGAUGGUACUGAGCCCAUAGUUGAGAAGAAAGAAUCAAUAAGAGCUCAGAAACGUAGAAAACAUGCUGAACUUUUAAGCCAGAAAAAGAUGAAAGCUGAAUUAAAAAUGCAACAAAGUGCUUUGAACUAUUUAUCAAAAUGGAAACAUAGUAGGUCAGACUGGAAGUUUGAAAAAUUGAAACAGAUAUGGCUGCAACAAAAUUUGUAUGAUGAGGCAAACAUUCCCAAAGAGUUUUGGGAGGUAACAGUGGAAUACUUUGCUGGGUCAAAAGGUUCUACAAGAGAUACCAUUUUGAAGGAAGCAGUGAAGAUAAUAGAAAAAGAGGAGCAGUCAGAGGAAAGUAAUGAUGAUGAGGAUUACCAGAUGAAGCUUCAGAGGGCAAGAGAUAUCAUCCAGUAUCUUCAGGAGUGAGAGAUGAUAGGUUUUUGUUUUCAACUUUUUGUCUGAGGUAUCAUUUUCCAUCAAGUUUUUUAUUAUAUAUUUAUUGAAUAUGUUGAUAAUAUAUGUUUUGGUAAAUCAUACUGAUUUUUGCUAUAUUCAGUUUGUUAUCAUAGCAUCCUUGAAAUCAGUAGUAGCAUAAUAACCUCUGUUUACUAUUUACUUUUUUUGCUAUCAUAUAUGUGAAGUUCAUUUGGAAAUGUCCAUAAAAGCCAUUAUAAUAUAAUCAUAAUACAGUGCAACCUACUUAUAAUGGACUUGGCGGGACUGUGACAAAUAGUCUAUUAUAGGUGGAUGACCAUCUUGAAAGAAACACUAUUUUUUGAUGAAAAAAGCAGCAGAAAUAACAUAUCAAAAGCUUAAAAUGUGUUUGUUUAACAUGUAUUACAUAAAUAAAGAUACAUACAAAAAGUUAUAUGUAAUUUUGAAAUUUGCAUUUUUUCAGAAUCUGAUACACAUAUUAGGUAUUAGGCAGGUAUGUGUAAAAACCAUAAAGUAUUUGGUAAAAAAGCUAGUAAUUUUCAUUUGAACAGGUUGUUUUUUUUGUAUAAUUAUUUAGAACAGCAAGUUGAAUUUUAUAAG
Messenger RNA from Acanthoscelides obtectus, 1506 nucleotides. NCBI's taxonomy places the organism in Eukaryota, Metazoa, Arthropoda, Insecta, Coleoptera, Chrysomelidae. The record is from the annotation of a GenBank genome assembly.